AUGGAGUCCAUGGAUUACAACUACUUUGCUUCGAAUGGCCAUCAAAACUAUCAAUACAUGAAUUAUGGCGCCGAAGCAGGUCUCAUGCACCCUGGUGUUAGCAACGACAUCGCGGGACCGACCAUGGAACCAGACCUCGAUUCAAACGCCUUCAUGUCGGGCUCAUUCGACUACACACAGUUCGAUAACCCCCUCGGUGGUAGCACCGGUCUCACACCCAUGCCCACUACAUCUGGCUCGCCUUCUCCACAACAGCUCUCUCUCCUCGCAAACGACAGCGGUAUAGCACUCGACAUGGACGAUAUGCCGCAGGGCAGACGGAGUAGCAGCGAGGAGAAGGACAACCUCACACCCGCGCAGUCAAGACGAAAGGCACAGAACCGGGCAGCACAACGAGCCUUCCGCGAGCGCAAAGAACGCCACGUCCGCGACCUCGAAGCCAAACUCAACCUCCUCACCACCACAACCUCCUCCCUCCAAUCCGACAACGAACGCCUCAAACUCAUGCUCCAACGCGCACAAACCGAGAACGAGAUCCUCCGGGCCACCGCCUCCUCCUCCCCUACCUCCAACCAGCCGCCCAAAUUCGUCGACGAACCAUCAUUACUCCCACCUGUCUCGCGGUCGUCGAGGAGAGGCACUGGCCCCCGCAAAGACAGCCACAACAACAAUAGCGACGACUCGUUCGACUCACAUCGGCUAGCGAACGGGCUGAUCUCCACCGAACCCUCCCCGAAUGGCAGCUCGCCCAGUAACCGCAACGCACUGCUCUCUGCGAGCGCGACUUGGGACUUGAUCCAGUCACAUCCGCUGUAUCUUUCCGGCGCGGUGGAUAUAGGCGAGGUGUGUGAGCGGCUGAAGAAGAUGGCGAAGUGUGACGGAAUGGGUCCGAUGUUCGACGAGGAGGAGGUGAGGAAGGUGAUUGAGGAGGUGGGGAGGAGUGGUGGGGAUGAAUUGAUAUGA
Molecule: messenger RNA, 963 nt
Organism: Saxophila tyrrhenica
Lineage: Eukaryota; Fungi; Ascomycota; Dothideomycetes; Mycosphaerellales; Extremaceae
Exons: 3
Coding region: 1-963 (320 amino acids)
Biological process (GO): regulation of DNA-templated transcription
Cellular component (GO): RNA polymerase II transcription regulator complex
Molecular function (GO): DNA-binding transcription activator activity, RNA polymerase II-specific; transcription cis-regulatory region binding
Source: RefSeq, a predicted model, not a curated record